This is a messenger RNA of Pseudoliparis swirei, 3383 nucleotides long. It is a transcript of the gene ttf2, whose product is annotated as transcription termination factor, RNA polymerase II. Lineage: Eukaryota; Metazoa; Chordata; Actinopteri; Perciformes; Liparidae. Gene Ontology annotation, molecular function: ATP binding; ATP-dependent chromatin remodeler activity; zinc ion binding. The transcript has 23 exons. The record is from RefSeq and is a predicted model, not a curated record. The coding region runs from base 59 to 3259 and encodes 1066 amino acids.
UUGGUCGAUACGAAAAGGCUAACUUUUCAAUGCCGGCAACUGACAGUGCGUAAGGACAAUGGAGGAGGUUUUAUGUCCUGUGCACGGCAGCGUGUGCAUGUUGAAGACGGGUCUCCGAGAAGGACCCAGCCAGGGAAGAAGCUUCUACGUCUGUGUGGACAAGCAGGGCUGCGACUUCAGUCACGUGGCACGAAUCCCCCCGUCCCACUGCCUCCUCCAUGAAGACUCCAUGGUGGAGCUCCAAGCGCUCGCCUCCAGCCGGCAGCAGCAGAGCCACAGGUUGUUCUUCAGGUGCAUUGUGGGUAAAAAAGCAGGCCAGAAGUGGUGUGGAAACGUGCCUUGGAAACCCGAGAAGGAGAAGAGGAACCCUCUGUCCGACACGCGGCCCCAGAGGAACCAGAGAAACCCCUUCAGGGCCCCCGGCAAGUCGGACAGCGACUCUGAGGGGAGGAGGCAGCGCGGUGGGGGGGGGGAGGCGGGGCCAGAGGCCGCAGGAGGAGAACGCCACCAGAAGGAAAACGUGGAGGAGGCGGUGCACUCUCACCGAGGAAAACCUCUUCCCCCGGGGAUGAAGAUGAAGAAGAGAGUUUCAGAUGAGGAGGAGAACCGGCUCGCGGCUGGCAGUGGGGGGGUGCUGAUGGAGAACCAGACUGAGGAGGACCAGACUGAGGAGGACCAGACUGAGGAGGACCAGACUGAGGAGGACCAGACUGAGGAGGACCAGACUGAGGAGAACCAGACUGAGGAGGAGGUUUCUACCUCCAGUGGUAAGGCUGAUCCGGCCUCCUGGCGUCCUCCCAAGGCCUUGCCUCCCCCCCAGGAGGAGGAGGAGGAGGAGGAGGAGGACGUGGUGGUGGUGUCGGUGAAACCUGCCACUCAGAAGACUCCUCCUGUUGCGGCCGUCCAGAAGACGCUGACGGCCUUCGCCGGGUUCCAGCCGGCGUGUAAGGUCAAAGGUCAGCCGGCCGACCCCAGAGAGCUGCAGGGCCGGCUCUCGGCUCAGCUGCAGCAGAAGAAGGCCACUCUGUCUGUGGUGAACGUGGCCGCUCUGCCAGACCACGGGGAGCGUUUGAGGUCUCAGGUGAAGGAGCUGGAGGAGGCGCUGGAGGCUCUGCUCCUCUCUGCUCCUCCUGUUCACAGGGACACGCCCACUCCCCCUGGGCCUGCGGGUGGAGGCGGUCGGGGGGGCCUCCAUGUGCACCGCUCCAUCCUGCUGCCCUUCCCCCCACCUCCCAGCAGCUCCCAGGGGCUCCGGAUGGGCUCCAGCCAGAUGGGUGGAGGCUCACAGGUCCAGGCCUUCUACGGCGGCCGGAUGACGGAGAACCGUCUGCUGGCCGUGAAGAACGCAACCUGUGAGACCAUCGACCAUCUGCACCAAUCACAGGAGUCCUGCCCCGCCCCCGAGGACGAGGCUCCAGACCCCAACGGCAUCAAGGUGGUGCUCCUGGCCCAUCAGAGGAGUGCUCUGGCCUGGCUGCUCUGGAGAGAGAACCAGAACCCCUGUGGAGGAAUUCUGGCAGACGACAUGGGUCUGGGCAAGACCCUGACCGUCAUCGCCCUCAUGCUGGCCCAGAAGACCAAGGAGGAGGAGGAGCAGAAGAAGAAGGAGAAGGAGGAGAGCUGGAUCUCCAAAGCCGACCGCAGCCUGGUGGUCUCCAGGGGAACCCUGGUGGUCUGCCCCGCCUCCCUGGUGCACCACUGGAAGAGGGAGGUGGAGCGGCACGUGAAGACGGGCAGGCUGACGGUGUACCUGUACCACGGCUCCACCCGGGAGAGGAGGGCCCGAGUGCUGGCUGACCAUGACAUGGUGGUGACCACAUACGGUCUGGUCUCCAAGGAGGUUCCGGUCCAGAAGGAGGACUCUGAGAACCCCAGCAGAGGUUCUGAUGAAGUGCCCUCACGCUCGGGCCCUCUGCUCCAAGUGAGCUGGGCCCGGCUGGUCCUGGACGAGGCCCACAACAUCAAGAACCCCAAGGUGCAGACCUCCAUGGCGGUCUGUCGGCUGAGGGCCGGGGCCCGCUGGGCGGUGACCGGCACGCCGAUCCAGAACAACCUGCUGGACAUGUACUCGCUGCUCAAGUUCCUGCGCUGCUCUCCGUUUGACGAGUACAAGGUGUGGAAGGACCAGGUGGACAACGGCUCCCCCCGAGGCCGAGAGAGACUCAACAUCCUGACCCGGACUCUGCUGCUGCGGAGGACCAAGAGCCAGAGGGACUCCAGAGGACGCCCGCUGGUGCUGCUUCCUGAUCGGACCUGUGAGGUGCAUCAACUCAAACUGUCCCCGGACGAACAGGCGGUCUACGAUGUGGUCUUCGCCCAGUCCAGAUCGACUCUUCAGAACUACCUGAAGAGACAUGAAGGGAAGGAGGUGAAGAAGGAGGUGAAGAAGACCUCUGGUUCCAACCCCUUUGCCGAAGUGGCCCAGGAGUUCGGGAUGUCUCUGCCUGAGGGGGCCGGGUCCAGUGCCGGGUCCAGUUCCCAGCAGGCGUCCAGCACCGUCCACAUCCUGUCACUGCUGCUGCGUCUGAGGCAGUGCUGCUGCCACCUGUCACUGCUCAAGAAGACUCUGGACUCCUCUGAGCUGCAGGGUGACGGCAUCGUCUUGUCUCUGGAGGAGCAGCUCAACGCUCUGUCCCUCUCCUCCUCCUCCUCCUCCUCCUCCUCCUCCUCCGUGGACACGGUGGCCCUUAAUGGCACCCCCUUCCCCUCCCAGCUGUUUGAGGACAGCAGUGAGAGCACCAAGGUCGCUGCUGUGCUGCGUGAGCUGAGGAGCAUCCAGAGGACGGCUGCUGACCACAAGAGCGUGGUGGUCUCCCAGUGGACCAGCAUGCUCCGCAUCGUGGCGGUCCACCUGCGCCGCCUGGGCCUCAGGUACGCCGUCAUCGACGGGGCCGUGGCCCCCAAGCGCCGCAUGGACCUGGUGGAGGCCUUCAACAGCGACGCCCACGGGCCGCAGGUGAUGCUGGUGUCUCUGUGUGCCGGGGGGGUGGGCCUGAACCUCAUCGGGGGGAACCACCUCUUCCUCAUGGACAUGCACUGGAACCCAGCCCUGGAGGAUCAGGCCUGUGACCGGAUCUACCGAGUAGGACAGAGCAAAGACGUUACCAUCCACAGGUUCGUGUGUGGCGGGACGGUGGAGGAGAAGAUCUCCUCUCUGCAGGAGAGGAAGAAGCAGCUGGCCCACAACGUGCUGUCAGGGUCGGGCGGCGCCGUGGCCAAGCUGUCCCUGGCCGACCUCCGGGUCAUCUUUGGGGUCUGAGACGAGUUCAGGGUCUGGACCGUAGUGUGUAAGACCUGUAUCUGUGGCCUUUCUUUAAAGCGGUCUUCAGAGACCUUUGUUUACAUGUGUAGUUGUUGUUCAAUAAAGCAGCUGCUGAAGCUCA